CUUUCCGGGCACAUUCCUAGAUAGGACCUCCUUCCCAAAAGUAACACCAGUGUAUGGAUAUGGGUUCGUGUGUGUUUGUUUGUGUGUAGCGGCUCUUGGGUGUAGAGCUGUGUGUAUGUGAGUGUGUGUGAGAGUGUGUGUGUGUGUGUGUGCAGUAUACCUGCGCCAUGGUGCUGAUGAUCGAGCAGACAGAUCGGACCUUCACUCCGUUAUCAUCGCCUGAAGGGGGGAAAACCAGUAGGAUCGAGAAGAAAGACAUGCGAAUACAAACAAACUUAGAUGCUGAAAAUGUAGAGGAGAAGCUGAAGAAAAGUGGAAAGUCUGCUUAUGACCUUCAGGUGUCGAUUGACACAGAGUCUGUGUCUGAUGUGUCUGAGAGCAAGAGGAAGUCUCCUGUCCUGAGGCUUAAACUGGCCGAACCCUCAAUCACACAAAGUCCACCGGACUCCGAGUCAAAACUAGAGAGGAAAAAAACACAGUACAGCCAGUUCUCCAAAGCAAAUGCACAGUAUCAUAAGCUGUUCAAAGAAAUAAGCAAUGAUGAGAUCCUCAAACAAAGUUAUACUUGUGCUCUGCAGAAGGACAUUCUUUAUCAGGGAAGGCUUUUUGUCUCUGAUAACUGGAUUUGUUUCCAUUCCAAAGUGUUUGGCAGAGAUACCAAGAUUGCUAUCCCAGUUCUCUCUGUCACGCUUAUAAAGAAGACAAAAACUGCCCUUUUGGUGCCAAAUGCACUUGUGAUCACAACCACAACUGAAAGGCACCUGUUUGUGUCGUUCCUGUCCCGGGACACUACAUACAAGUUCCUGCUCUCUGUCUGCGUUCAUUUACACGCAGAGAAUGCAGGCAGCACCCCGAUCACAUCGUCAGCAGAGAACAGCUUCAGAGGAGACUGCCCUUCCUCGCUUCCUCUAGACUUCUCGGCUGAUUUUUCAGAUCUUGAUGGAGUUGUGCGUCAGAGGAGGCAGGACAUGCUGGACAGUAGCAGUUCAGGCUCCCAGACUCCAGAUUAUGAAAAAAUGGCUGAGUUUUCUCCACUAACUGAAAACUUCCUGGACGUGAUGAAAAAUGGAGAGAUGGCCGUCCAUGCUGACAUUCACCUGCAGAGCAGCAACGCAAAGCAACACAGUGGUCCGGUUAAGGCUACAGCUGUUUCCACCCAGCAGGAGAAGUUUCUUUAUCCAUUGUCUCUCAAUACUCUCCUACUCGUCUAUCUAAUCUUGGUGUGUGUCCUCGUCAUGUCUUCGUGCUACAUGGCUUUCAAGAUCCUGGCUCUCGAGCAGCGGCUGAAUUCGCUGGGCACUUUGGGAGACUAUUCACACGAGAACGCACUUUAUCAUCGAUCUGAAGCAGCCGCCAGUGUGGAGAUCUACGGCGAGCUGUCCACAAACCUGUUCAAGUUAGAAAAGAUUCAGAAGAACCUCCGAAAGCUGCUCGAAGGGAGCUGAGUGUCCUGACAGAAGCUUCGUCUUCAUUAAAAACUCUUCAAAGACUCAAAGAACAAACAUGAGGAUACUUAACUGUGCAAUAGCCACACCACUCAGCCUUUCUCUCAGCUCAGGAGUGCACACACUUUAUUAUUAUUUUUUUACCUGAGGCAUGGCAUGGCAUUUCAUCUAAGGCUUAUGGAGAGAGAGAGAGAAAGAAAAAUAAGCUUUAUAUUUUAGUACUGUAGAAUUGAAAAUGUUCAAGAUAGUGAAAAUAAAUGAGUCCCAAGGACUCGGGUUUUGUAUGUUUAACAUUUCAGAAAUAAAAUCCGAUUACUAAAAAUGUAGCUUUGUGACGAUUUGUUACUAUUUGAAAUUGUCAAUAAAAUAUUUAUAGUUUGAGUCAGUGAA
Hemibagrus wyckioides is the source of this 1835-nucleotide messenger RNA. RefSeq names its product GRAM domain-containing protein 2B-like. The transcript is spliced from 14 exons. Lineage: Eukaryota; Metazoa; Chordata; Actinopteri; Siluriformes; Bagridae. The record is from RefSeq and is a predicted model, not a curated record. The coding region runs from base 168 to 1445 and encodes 425 amino acids.